ACGCUGCAUCUGUGUGUGUGUCUCUCUCUCCCCCACAGACAGUCAGAGGUACCCCACGCUGCCUGUGUUUGUGUCUCUCUCUCUCUGUGUCCCACCUCACACCCACACACACACAGACAGUCAGUCAGAGGAACUCCACACAGUGUGUGUGUGUGUGCGCGCCUCUGUCUCUUCCUAUCACAGUCAGAGUGAGGUACUCCCCCACGCAGUCUCUCGGCAGCCACUCCCCGGGCAGGGUGCAUCUGCCUCCCCCAGGCAGUCAGUCAGACACGACUCCGGCGGAGGGCUCCAUGCACAGCUCCUCCCGGCCGGCUGGGAGCGGCGACGGAGGGCAGGGGGAAGUUGGCCGCCAGCGGGGCAGUCUCGGCUCUCCACUUCCAACAAGUUGUCAGAGCAAGGCGGCGGCGGCAGCGGCGUGGUGGCCAUGCAGUCCCAGUCUCGCUGGAUCCUCGUAAUCCUCUGCCUCUGUCAACUGGAUAUGAUACAUGGAUUCUACAGACAAGAUAAUAAUUUAUUUGACGAUGUGGAUUGGUCGUACGCUGGUGACUUAAACCAAAAGAACUGGCUGAAUAAAUAUCCAAGUUGCAAGGGGCCGAAGCAAUCCCCCAUCAACAUUGACGAAGAAUUCACGCACGUGAAUGUGAAUUUUCAGAAGCUGUCGUUCGAAGGCUGGGACCGCGAAUCCAGAGGAAAAGUAAUCAUUCACAACAAUGGAAAAACAGUUGAAAUGAACCUGACAGAUGAGUACUACAUCAGUGGUGGAGGAAUGAAAUCCAGAUACAAAGCAGGCAAGAUGUUGUUCCACUGGGGAAAGUGUAAUGCAACGGAGGGCUCUGAACAUACCAUCGAUGGGCGAAAAUUUCCUUUGGAGAUGCAAAUAUUCUGCUUUGAAUCAGACCAUUUUGAAAGUUUUGAUGAUGCAGUUCAGGGUCAAGGCCGCCUGAAGGCUCUGUCUGUUUUAUUUGAGGUUGGUCUGGUGGACAACAUGAAUUAUGAUAGUAUAAUUCACGGAGUGGAUAUGGUAAGCAGAUAUGGAAAACAGUUUGAAGUGGAGCCAUUCACUUUCUUGAAUCUUCUCCCAAACACAACCAGCAAGUAUUAUACAUACAACGGCUCCCUCACCAUGCCUCCCUGCACAGAAAUGGUGCAGUGGUUUGUGUUUAAAGAGACAGUGCCGAUUUCUGAAAAUCAGCUGGAGGUUUUCUGUGAGGUGCUGACCAUGCAGCAGGCUGGCUACGUCAUGCUGAUAGACUAUCUGCAGAACAACUACCGGGACCAGCAGCAACAAUUCGUAGGGCAGGUCUUCUCCUCGUACUCUGGGACAGAAGCCAUUCCUGAGCCAGUUUGCAGUUCAGAACCCCAGAAUGUCAAGGUCGUGGGAAAGAAUGGCACCUCUUUGCUUGUCCUUUGGGAAAGGCCGAGGGCGGUUUUUGGAGAUGUUCUGGAGAGGUAUGCAGUGUACUAUCAGCUGGAUGGAAAAGCCUGGACCAAACGAACAUUCCUGACGGAUGGUGACCAGGAUAUGGGAGCCAUUCUCAGCAACUUGCAGCCAAAUGCCACCUACGCUGUCCAAGUGGUCGCCCUGUGUACAGACGCUCUGCAUGGCGUGUACAGUGAACGGUUUCUCAUAACCAUGGGCACGGAAUUUGAAGACUCAGAUUAUGAUGUGUUUCUGGAUUUUCACGGUGCAUUUGAAGAUUUGGAGCUAACAGAAAAGGAACCAGGAAGAGCAGAAGCAAACUUACCCGAGCUUUACACCACUCCAGUUCUCAUUGCCAGAUGGAAUGGGGAGGAUAUGGAAAGUGAAACUGAGAAGCCCAUGGCUGUUAAUGAGAAGGAGUGGACAGCCAAUGUUGCUCCUAAUGAAAGUUAUUUAGUCAACGAGAUUGAAGAAAUGACCACCCACGUUGCCAAUCCCGACGCUAUCAUCUACCCGUCCUCCUCCCCUGUCAUCGAAACAUCGUCCAAGGAUAUCAGAGGUCCUCAGCACCCUGGAGCCCAAACCACCGUUUCGUCGGCUCAAGAGGAUUCAGACUAUUCUUCCGCCAUGGGAUCCCCGGAGUCGAAUAGAAUGUUCACUGACUCCCAACAAACAGGAAUUCCAGUUACAUCCCAGGCAAUCCCGGGCCUCGGUGCUCCCACGCAGUCCGACGCCAUAUUCCACGUAUCCGCCCUUAACGCCAGGAUUGUCCCUCAACCCGUCACGUCGCAAGUGGUUCGUGCAAAUAAUCCAACCCCUAACCCGUGGCCCGAAACGACCACAGUUCCUUCGCUGGUGGAUUCUGGCGCAGAGCGAGUUGCCUCCAGGAGUGAAGCCAUGGCCUCCCGGGAACCGAAUGUAGUCUUUGGUUGGGUUGGUUCCGCAGCCACCUCCCGUCCAGCUCAGAUGAUGCCUUCCACUGAUAACCCACCCAGUGAGGAGAUAGCUUCUGUAACUAUACCUCCCGCUGGCCAAGAGAUGUACCUCUACCGUACGCUUGAUUCCAUUGGCAGGCUAAACACUUUGCCCAAAGAGAGUGAAGGCCAGGCUACCUCUUCCUACUCUACCGGUGAGAUGGUGUUCCAAGCUACCGUCGUGCCCUCAAACAGAGAAGUGUCCUUUCGUGCUACCUCUGCUUAUUCCCACGAUGAAGUGCAGCUGCAACCGACUCCCUCCUUGUCCAGUACGCCCUUGUCUCCAUCCUCUGCUCCUGCUAGUAGUGAAGUGUCUCUUCAAGCGACCCGUGCCUUACCAAGCCAUCCCGUUUCGCUCCGUGUGACCUUUGAUCCCCCAGCUAGCGGCCAAGCCUUGCUUGCGACUUCCUCUGUUGCUUCCUACGAUGACGUGGGGUUGCCUCGCUCUCCGCCAGCCAGUGUUGAUGUGCUCCGCCAAGCCGCCCUCCCUUUAGCUAGUGACGAGGUGUCUCUCCAAGCUUCUCCUGCUUCCUUCUCUAGCGAGACACCUCUCCAUGACUUUCAAACCUCCUCCGGAGUUUCUGCAUCCCCGGAUGUGCCUCCUGCUGCCUCCAGCCAUCGGCCGGAGCAGCCCCUCUCUGCUGCUACCUCUGUGGGUGACGUGCUGUUUGAGUCUGCCCUUCCCUUGCCCAGCGCGGCAAUAAUGUCUCUUCAAACCCGUCCAACUUCUCCAGAGGAUGGGGUGCUUCUCCGCGUCACUCCUGCUCUUUCCUCCGCUUUGGUGCCCCGUGGCGAGACGUUGCCUGCCACCUCCGCACCCUCUGUUGUCGCUGAUGUGGCGCUUCAAGUCAUCCCUACCUUCUCCGAAAGCAAAAUGCCUCUGUCUGCUACUGUCUCCCCCCGCAAUCACACGUCGACUCCAGAUCCUCCUGCCUCCUCUAGCCCUGAAUUGUUGCUGCAUCCUACUCUAACUCUGCCUGGCAGUACAAGGGUAUUGAAUGACACCGAAACGUUCCUGAGAAACGAGACGACGCUUUCUGUUUCCCUCCUCCCCUCCACCGAUAGCGCGCCCCCUUAUGUAUCCGGUGCCCAGUUUAAUGUAGCCGGUAGCCCGCCCGUAUCGAGUGAUGACGUUGCCUAUAUUUCUGUUCCAACUGCAGCUCCCAGCAGUGAGGUUAUCAUGGCGGCUUCUGCCGCCCUGUUUCCACCUCCUCCUGUGCCUUCCUCUGUCACCUUGCUGAGUCAAAGUCACGGUGACGAAUCGUGGUCUUCUGGUGUUGACAUUGAUUUGUCUGAGGCAGACGAUAGUGUCCGGGCGACGACAUUGCACCCCAGGCCUGGCGGUCAGGCCUUGACCCACCUCAGCGGGCAGAUAUCCAACUCGGACGUGGAGCAGAAUAGUCAGUAUCCCCAGGUCAUGACCGGACCACCGGCAUCGUCCGAAGACAAGUCCUUCGUCGGCACUCCUGGCCCCCAUCGGUCACGCUCCAAGGCGGACGCAGAUCACCAGACGACUCACACUGCACCCAAUGGAAAGCACAAAAGGCCACGACUAAUAGGAAGACCUCACUGGGGCACCGCAGGAACUACACACCUGCCCCUGUCACAGUCUAGGACCCGUUCUUUCAUGACCAACGAAGAGGGGAGUGGUUCUGGCCAGAGUGCGUCUGAUAGUCUAAUUGUCAAUGGGACGACAGUGGUGUUAAGUUCCCUGGAGUAUGAUUAUAGAGCACUAGACACAGGUAAAGCAGCAGACCCACGGACAACACAGGCUUCACCUCCAUCUCUAACUAGUGGCCAUGAAACAACGUUGCUCGACGUAUAUGAGGCAGAAGCCAGCAACAGCAGCCAUGAAUCUCGUAUCGGGCUGGCAGUCGGUUUAGAGGCUGAGAAAAAGGCAAUAGUCCCUCUGGUGGUGGUGUCAGCACUAACUUUCCUAUGUUUGAUGAUGCUGAUAGCUGUCCUUAUCUACUGGAGAAAAUGUUUUCAGACCGCUCACUUCUACCUGGAAGAUAAUGCAUCGCCUCGAGUCAUUUCCACGUCACCAACUCUGGCUCUUCCUAUUUCAGAUGAAAUGGGAGCCAUUUCAGUCAAGCAAUUCGCUAAGCAUGUGGCAGAGCUUCAUGCCAAUGGUGGAUUUACAGAAGAGUUUGAGAAACUCAAAGCAUAUUAUGAGGAGGUCCAAGGAUGCACUGUUGACUUGGGCAUCACGUCAGACAGCUCCAACCACCCAGACAACAAAAACAAGAAUCGCUAUAUAAACAUAGUUGCUUUUGACCACAGUAGAGUUAAACUCUCCCCACUCUUGGACAAGGAUCCUAACCACAGCGACUAUAUCAAUGCAAAUUACGUUGACGGCUACAACAGGCAGAAGGCCUACAUCGCGGCUCAAGGGCCUCUUAAAUCCACAGCUGAAGACUUCUGGCGUAUGAUAUGGGAACAUAACGUAAGCGUGAUUGUGAUGAUCACCAACCUGGUGGAGAAGGGAAGGAGGAAAUGCGAUCAGUAUUGGCCAUCAGAAAAUAGUGAAGAAUAUGGACACAUCCUUGUAUCGCUGAAGAACACUAAAGUUUCAUCCUAUUACACCGUUAGACAAUUUACUGUACGGAACACAAAGUUUAAAAAGGGAUCAGUGAAAGGCAGGCAGAACAAUCACAUUGUGUUGCAGUAUCAUUACACCCAGUGGCCUGAUAUGGGUGUUCCAGAGUAUGCCCUGCCUGUACUAACAUUUAUACGGCACUCAGCAGCGGCCAAGGCCAACCCUGCAGGGCCGGUGGUGGUUCAUUGCAGUGCUGGUGUUGGAAGGACUGGCACAUACAUUUUAAUAGACAGCAUGUUGCAGCAGAUCAAACAGAAAGGCACUGUCAACGUACUGGGGUUGCUCAAACACAUCAGAACACAAAGGAACUACUUAGUGCAAACAGAGGAGCAGUACAUCUUCAUACAUGAUGCCCUAGUGGAAGCCAUCCUUAAUAAGGACACUGAAGUCCCUGCCAACCAUUUGCACGCCUACGUAAAUGCUCUUCUGACACCAGGACCAUUGGGAAAAACAAAACUGGAGAAACAAUUCAAGCUGGUGAGUCAACCUCAUGCCAAGCAGUGUGAUUAUUCUGCAGCGCUGAAGCAGUGCAAUAGAGACAAGAAUAGAAAUUCCUCCAUUAUUCCAGUGGAACGAUCAAGAGUUGGACUUGCCACACUGACCGUCGAGGGCUCUGAUUACAUCAAUGCAUCAUAUGUUUCGGGAUUUCAUCGAAUUGAUGAGUUCAUCGUUACUCAACACCCGCUGGCACACACUACAAAGGACUUCUGGCGGAUGAUAUGGGACUACAAUACUCAAAUUAUCGUCAUGCUGCCAGACAACCAAGGACUGACCACGUAUUGGCCGAAGAAAGAUGUGCCGAUGAACUAUGAAGCAUUUACUGUGAGCCUGAUCGGGGAGAGCAACUUGUGUCUUUCAAACGAAGAGCAGCUCAUCAUCCACGAUUUCAUCCUGGAAGCAACGCAGGAUGACUACGUGCUUGAGGUGAGGCACUACCAGGCUCCAAAGUGGCCAAAUCCAGAUGGACCGAUAAGUAAAACCUUUGAGCUCCUCAAUGUGAUACAAGAAGCUACUGCUACUCGGGAUGGGCCAAUAAUCGUCCAUGAUGAGCACGGGGGAAUAACAGCCGGCACCUUCUGUGCUCUGACUAAUCUGAUGCAUCAGCUGGAGAGAGAAAACACAAUGGAUGUUUAUCAAGUGGCGAAAAUGAUCAACUUGAUGAGGCCUGGCAUAUUCACUGAGAUUGACCAGUACCAAUUUCUAUACAAAGCUGUCCUCAGCUUGGUCAGUUCAAAGGAAGAUGAAAGACCUACGACCGCACUGGAAACCAAUGGCCUUGCCCUUUGUGUUGACGACCAUGGUGGAGCAGAAAGCAUGGAGUCUCUGGUGUAACACACGGUCCCCUUUCAGAUUUUGUUAACUGCACAGGUAUCCAUGUCACGUCGCCUCUGGACGGUGACUUGCGGAUGACGUCCUAUCAUUAAAAAUCUUAGCUGAAAAAUGUGCAGUAAGUCAUUUUGGCCUGGCUGAUGUUCGCUGUAGUUACAUAUUCAGCAUGUUCUGUGUCAAGUUUUUCGUGGUCUGCUUCCAGUUUGUACCAGAGUCAGACAUGGGGCUGGGAGGGGGGGGGAGGGGGGAGGGGGAGGGGGGGGGGGGGGGGGGAAGAGGAGGGUGGCAUUAAUUCCUACAGAGGCUUUUUGAUAGCGGCCACUCCAUCUACGGUUCCCCGACUCGAAGCCGCCCAAGUCUCACCCUUUUGCUAUCUUCUACAAUGUCAACAUCUUCACGAGGCCAGCGUUCGGCAGCGCCCUAUCACGCAAGCUAGAUCAUGCACAGAAAGAGGGAAGGAUAGCGUUGAUUAAAUCUGGAUAUGUAGACAUUGCUUAAUUAAAGAAAGAAAAUUAAUCUUCUAAUACAUAAUGUAAAUAGUAGAACAAUGAACCCAUCCAUGGACCAAAUUUCUAUUUAUAAUUCUAGAUUUUUAUAUUUUACUACAGAGUCUUUUCUAGUCUUUUUUUGAUGUUAUGACUACAUUGUUGUUGUAGCUGGCAUUUUAUUAAUGUUUAAAAUAUGUCUAAUUCCACUGCGAUUCUAAAUCUGAUGUCAGGUGUUUAUUAAUGACCUAUGUGAUGUAAUAUUUACAAAUAACAGCAUGCAAUUUUAACACUGUUUGUGCAACAGGAAUAGUGGGUCUUCAAAGCUUCACAGAGGAAAGGACCCAGAUGAUGUGUGAUUUUGUUGCAACUGAUGUUUUUACAUUUACAUAUUUGUGGCUACUGUGGAAGAAUUAAAAUGCAGGUUUUAUCA
Messenger RNA from Amblyraja radiata (thorny skate), 7240 nucleotides. RefSeq names its product receptor-type tyrosine-protein phosphatase zeta. Bases 425 to 6325 code for a protein of 1966 amino acids. The transcript is spliced from 30 exons. The record is from RefSeq and is a predicted model, not a curated record. Gene Ontology annotation, biological process: peptidyl-tyrosine dephosphorylation. NCBI's taxonomy places the organism in Eukaryota, Metazoa, Chordata, Chondrichthyes, Rajiformes, Rajidae. Gene Ontology annotation, molecular function: protein tyrosine phosphatase activity; protein binding.